Coregonus clupeaformis (lake whitefish) is the source of this 1529-nucleotide messenger RNA. Its product is annotated as protein mono-ADP-ribosyltransferase PARP12-like. Gene Ontology annotation, molecular function: metal ion binding. The record is from RefSeq and is a predicted model, not a curated record. The transcript has 3 exons. Bases 87 to 1340 code for a protein of 417 amino acids. Lineage: Eukaryota; Metazoa; Chordata; Actinopteri; Salmoniformes; Salmonidae.
AGGGCAAAGGUCUACUUCGUCAAUAUGUGCAGUCAUGCAUUUGAACCGAUUUGAACAGUCAAGGCAGAAGAUCUACGGUGACGGAUAUGGAUACAACAGCUAUGAUCUAUAAGGUCCUCUGUGCCCAUAAUGGGUAUUUUGAGCUGGAAGAAUUGCGUGCCAACAUUAGCACGAUAGAAGACGACCUGGAGAGUGUUUUAGGGAAUCAGGAGAUAUUUACCAGCGCUGUCUCCGAGGGAAACAAACUGAUAGUUGCCAAGACGAAGAUGAGGUUAUGCAGAGCCAAGGAAUGUAAUGGCUGCAGCAAUUUACACCUGUGUAUAUUCUACCUUUAUGGAACAUGUCGAUUCAAUGAGAGACAAGAAUGCCGCUUCUGUCAUCAGCUGACGUCAGAACACAACAUCCGAGUCCUGAGAGAGCAUCACCUGGAGAAACUGGACAGGAAGGAGCUGUGUACAUUACUGUUGCAGAAUGACAACACCCUCUUACCCCCAGUUUGCUUCACAUACAACAAAGGUAGUGGAGAGUACGGAUACUGUCCUGACAAGGAGAGCUGCAGAAGACUCCACGUCUGUGAGCGCUACAUCACAGGAACCUGUGCUGCGGACGUGGACUGUGGCAGGUCUCACGACUUCUACGAGCCCCACCCGCUCAACACCCUGCAGCAGAGGGGAGUACCUAAUGAACUGGUGCCAUCCAUGUUGUCCACCUACCGUAACAUCCAGGCCAUUCAGUAUGAGGAAGGCUCUAGACCUGUAUGUCAUCCUCCUCUGCCACCACCACCACCACCACCACCACCUCCCCCACCCCCUCAAACCUAUCUUCCAGCCCCCAAUGUUUUCCAAAGAGAGACCCACUACAUCCACUUGCAGCCAAUCAUAGUACACUCACAAGUGACCCCUUCAAUGCUCCGUAACCUCAAGUUAAAAUCCCGUCCCUUUGUCCAGACCAAACCCAAGAGCCAUACUAAGCCAUCCUCAUCAGCUUCACACCAAUCAAAGUCCGCUAAACCGCCUCCACCAGCUUCACACCAAUCAAAAUCCUCUAAACCGCCUCCACCAGCUCCACAGCAAUCAAAAUCCUCUAAACCGCCUCCACCAGCUUCACACCAAUCAAAAUCCUCUAAACCACCUCCACAAGCUCCAGACCAAUCAAAAUCCUCUAAACCGCCUCCACCAGCUCCACAGCAAUCAAAAUCCUCUAAACCGCCUCCACCAGCUCCACACCAAUCAAAAUCCUCUAAACCGCCUUCACCAGCUCCACACCAAUCAAAAUCCUCUAAACCAGCUCCACACCAACCAAAAGUUACCAAAGCAACUCCAUCAGUCAGGCGAAGAUGAAUAUUUGCAGAAACCAGAAAUCAUAUAUGUUUAGGGGUUCACAGAGGAGCACUUUUAUAAGCAGUCUCACUUAAACCCUUAUAUCCGCUGCCCCAUUUGACCUAAAGACUUGAAACGUUGUAUGUACAGUUGAAGUCGGAAGUUUACAUACACCUUAGCCAAAUACAUUUAAACUCAGUUUUUCACAAU